This is a messenger RNA of Neopsephotus bourkii (Bourke's parrot), 4387 nucleotides long. It is a transcript of the gene EFCAB14, whose product is annotated as EF-hand calcium binding domain 14. Lineage: Eukaryota; Metazoa; Chordata; Aves; Psittaciformes; Psittacidae. Gene Ontology annotation, molecular function: calcium ion binding. The record is from RefSeq and is a predicted model, not a curated record. The transcript has 12 exons. The coding region runs from base 144 to 1604 and encodes 486 amino acids.
GCCGCGGCCCCGCGGAGCGCCUGUAGCCGCGGCCGGGCCGCAGGCUGGCGAGUCGGGGCGCGCUGGCGGCGGCCGCCGCGACGGCGGCGGAGGAAGAGGGAGGCGGGACCCAGCCGCCGACCGUGCCGCCGCCCCACAAGAGGAUGAAGAAGCGGAAGGAGCUGAACGCUCUCAUCGGCCUGGCCGCCGACGGCCGCAGGAAGAAGCCCGCUAAGAAGGGCUCGGGCCACCGGCUGUUGCGCACGGAGCCGCCCGCCUCCGACUCCGAGUCCAGCUCCGAGGAGGAUGAGUUCGCCGGGGCGCGGGGCCGCUGCGGCAAGGGAGACUAUCUACGAUGCUGCAAGUUCUGUUACCCCUUAUGUUCGUUUGUCAUUCUCGCCGCUUGUGUGGUAGCGUGUGUUGGCUUAGUCUGGAUGCAGGUGGCCCUCAAGGAGGAUCUGGAUGCAAUAAAGGAGAAGUUUCGGACUAUGGAAUCUAAUCAAAAGACAUCAUUCCAAGAAAUUCCUAAACUGAAUGAAGAUUUGGCGCAGAAGCAAAAGCAACUUGAACAAAUCGAGACUGGAGAACUGGGGCUAAAUAAAGUUUGGAUAAAUAUCACAGAGCUCAAUAAACAGAUAUCACUAUUGACCUCAACAGUAAAUCAUCUCAAAAACAACAUAAAGUCUGCUUCUGAUCUGAUUUCUCUUCCUCUCACAGUAGAGAAACUUCAGAAGACUGUAGCUAACAUAGGCAGCACACUUACCAGUGUUUCGCAUGAUGUUGAAAAUAUACAGACAGCUAUUGAAGAAUACAAGAAAUCCAUAGAAAUCCUUCAGAAUGACGUGAGGGAAUUAAAACAGAUACCUUCACUUCCCUCCACUGUUGUGCCAAGGACUGAGAAAAAUCAGACAGAAAACUGCAGAAAGGAAAGCCAGUCACUGCAUGCAGCCUUGGGAGAGCUAAAUAACACUGUAGUGGCGUACCAGAAGUUGAAUGACAUCAAGCUUCUAAAUGUGGAUUCAGCCAUUGGUAACCUCAGCCAGAGGGUUAUGCUGUUAGAAAACUCUACCCUUUCUGGGAAUAAUCUGGACAAAAGAGAAAACUUGUCUAGCAAUGUGGGGAAUGAUGCAACUACCUCUCAAAAUAUGGAAAAUGAAGAUCAAAUAGAUAAUGAAACUCAUUCACAUAAAGAACUGAAGGUAAAAGAAACGGAAACUAGAGACUCUCAGGUAUCAAAAUUAAGAGAGACGCUUCAGAUGAUCAGUGCUCUCACAAGCAAGUCAGAAAAUGACAAACUCACCGAGACAUCAGAGAAUGUUGAAAGUAGUCUGAGUACUGCAGCAAAGCCCACAGACCUUUCAAGGCUGGCUUCAAGGUCAGCUGAUGACAACACAGAGGGUAAUGGACAGCUGAGACAUCUGUCCUUACCAGGAAUUUCCAGCAUUGAAGAUCUUCAGAAUUUCUUUGAAAAAGCAACCCAAGAUGCUGGUGGAAAACUGUCACAUGAAGAUCUUCAAAAGCUGCUUGGCUCAACAGCUCAAGAGUCACAGAGCUUUAAGCAAUUUGACACAGAUGGAGAUGAGAAAUACUCACUACAAGAACUGAGAUUAGCAUUAGGUGUCUAAGAUACAUAUUUAGAAAUGUGAUACUGAUGGAUGCUACUGUAGCUAAAGGAAACUACGGGACAUGAAAAACUACAUCUGCACUUUCCCAGUGUUUUACUGAUCUUUGGAGCUAAGUUACUGUACACAUUGCACCUCUUUUUUCAUUUGCAUUUACUGAGGAAAAAAAACAUACAAAUUUAUAUGUCGAUAGGACAUAAUAUUGGGACUGUGUUAAAAUCCAGAAAAUUCCCAAACUUGGAAACAUUUUCCUCUCAUUCUUUCCUUUUCAAGGGAGUUCUUGUUUUUAAUUCAAAAUGUGUACAUACUAAAAUAAAACUAUGGUUUUAUAGUUCACUGAAAUUUGCCUUAAAUUAGAGAGCUGCACUUUAUGUAGAGCAGAAGGAAAGCUGUCUUGUAAAGAUGGGCUGCUUCUGCUUGUAAAUAUUUGAGAUAGAGUAAAUUAUGCAUAUUUAAGGGGAAGUUUUUGUCAGGGGCUGUGUUGGUAGCAAGCUGUUUAUAAAAGACUGAGCCUAAAAGUGGUGGUUAAGAGCUUCAGAUAAAUUUCUAAUUUUGACCAAGUGCAUCCAUGAAUGAGUUUAGACUCAGUCAGAGGAAAGCAGGAGUGGUAAGUCAUGUCCAUCUCUAGCAGGAUUUAUUUUUAGAGGGAAGAGUUGAAAGUAUUUUUAUGUCAUGAGCCUACAGGAGCAAAAUACCAAGUGCUUGGGUUUUCACUUCAGCAUUCUUUUUGCUUUGUUGUAUUGCAUCCAGAUUACAUUUUGGGAGAUGAGCUUAUCUGUUCUGUUAAAAAAAAAUGUAUUGAAUAACAGAUGCUUAAGAGGUAAAAGUCUGCAGUGCAGCCUGCUGAGUAGCACCUGGAUAGUUCAUGCCUCAGGUGUGAUCAGCAGUGUGCUGAUGGUUUUGCUAACUGGUUACUGGAGAUCUUUGGAACAUGGUUGCUGAUGCUGCUGGUUUGUUCCAUGCACUGUUGUUUGGGUCACUAUGCUGAAGUGUCCCAAGUAAAGCUUCUGGUCACUAGGAGUGAGCAGGUGGGGAAGGCCCAAGGGUAGACUUGUGGGGUGUUUCCUGACUGAUGUGAACGUGAUCACUUUGUACCCUUACCUUUUGUGCUUUCACCAACAAAAGGAUGUAAAAUGCAGGAUAGGAGUGUGCAGUGGCAUUGGUGUUUUCUCCUGACACAUCUUUCUGAGGCUUCCUUACUAUAGAGGAACUGCAGGGUUUGUUUAUACUAGUGAACCUUCUGGAACAUAGAAAAUGACUUCUGCAGAAGGGAUUCUCUUGCAGAUGAGAGCAUGGCCAAGUUGGAUGAUUUUGCUCACAAGUAGCACUGAUGUUGUUGGGAGUUUCUUGCAUGAUUAGUGACCUGAAGUUGCCCGCCUCGCUAAGACAUCAGCUUAUGUGGAAGUUAGUUUGUAACUGUUGACUUUUACAAAACCUUAGACCGGAUGUUUUAUGAAUAAUUGUAUUCUGGAAGUAUGAAUCAGUGAAGGAAUGUACAAACCAGAGCCCUGUUACCUGUUGCCUAGGCUUCUUUCACUGUUGCUCUCUUCUAUCCUGUUUGGGUAAUGCAGAUGUGACCCAGUACAGAAACGCUUUUGAUGCGACGUUUGCAAACACAGUAUUUAAAAACGAAACAAAACCAACCAACCUUGGCUUUUGAGAGGACAAGAAGCUGAUACUUGCUUCUUGCUGCUUCCCAUACCCUUUUAUACACUACUGUAUAAUUCCUUAACCAAAUAAAAAAAAAACCCUAGCAAUAAAAUGUAACCAUUCUGGUAUUUUAUUUGUACAUACUGUAUCAUAGCCAUAUGCCAGAGUUUGCAAAAUAUUUUUGGAAGUUUGAUUUGUAUGGAAUUUAACUUACCUUAAAAUUUAAGGGAUUAUUGUAGCACCAUGUGAAUCUCUUAGUAUUUUGUUUUGUUGCAGUCUGCUUACUUUUAGAAGGCUCUUUAACAGCAGCAGUGAACCUGUCAGCUAGAGGCAGCGUGUGCUGCUCCAGCCACACAUAUCCUCGGUGUGUGGCCAAGGAGUGAAGCUGGUCAGUCAUUAGCAGUGGGGUGCAGCUGUCCAGGGGUGCUGCUUAACUUGCAUGUCAAGAGCACAGUCAGUUGAUAAUUGCUAUACUUGCUGCUGUUGUAGGAUGGAAUUGUGCUAUCAGUUCAACAUCAUCCCCAAGUAUAGUGGUUGCUUGUUUGGCCUAGGGUAACCAGUCAUGGUGUGGUGCAGGCUGGGAGCUGUGGUCCCCAGCCAGCAAGCUUUCUGCUGUGCCACCAGUCUCCAUCGUACAUGCUUUCCAGAGCCCCGAUGCUGCAUGUUGGCAGGCUUCCUCCUGUGUUUUAUUCAUGCUGCAGAUGCAUGGCUUUCCAAUGAGGUGGUUGGAAGCUUGACCUGAGGAGGCUGCCUGCUGCUUCGGAUGGUGAGCCCUAGAGAAAUAAGUGAUGUCUGAAAUGAAAAGACGUGAAAUGAUGAGAGAGACAAGUCCAGGCUGUAGCGGGAAUGGAGCAAUGCGCUGCCGAGACUUGCUGUUACCUUGCUGUUACGCUGUGAUUCUUAGGUUCAUUUUCAGGCUAUAUUUGUGUUCGUUUGGAUGACUCCGGUGUAGGGAUCACCCUACACUACCCCCACUGUGUAUCUUUCAGUUCAGUUACUGACCUUUACAUGCAGCGGAGCCGCACCGUGCUCGUCGUGCAUCGCGCUCCUGCGUUGGGUUUGCGCUACGGCACUCCCCGCUGGUUUUGUUUCGUGUAACGCCGCUUCCAGUGUCUCGAAAUAAAAGCUCCUUUUCA